AAUUACUUUAUUGAAAUAUCCAGCUGUUGAGAUGAUUAAAAGUUUAGAAAUUAAAGCCAUGUAUGUGAGGUAAUAAUGGAUUUUUUAUUGUGUGUGUGUGUGUGUGUGUUUGUUGACAGGUGUGGAUUGCUGCAGGUUGGGGACAGACUACUGUCCAUAAACAGCAUACCAGCAGAGGAUGGAACACUGGAAGAAGCCAAUCAGCUGCUCCGAGAUGCAGCUCUGGCCAAUAAGGUCACCCUGGAGGUGGAGUUUGAUGUAGCAGAAUCUGUCAUCCCCAGCAGUGGCACAUUUCAUGUAAAGCUUCCCAAGAAGAGAGGAGUGGAGCUGGGCAUCACCAUCAGCGCGAGUAAGAAGCCGGGAGAGCCUCUGAUUAUCUCCGACAUCAAGAAGGGGAGCGUGGCUCACCGAACUGGCACAUUGGAACCGGGUGACAAGCUGCUGGCCAUUGACAACGUGCGGCUGGUGAACUGUUCCACGGAGGACGCGAUGCAGAUCCUGCAGCAGAGUGAGGACCUGGUGAAGCUGAAGAUCCGCAAGGAUGAGGACAACUCUGAUGAGCAGGAGACUUCAGGAUCUAUCAUUUACACUGUGGAGCUGAAAAGGUAUGGUGGACCUCUAGGCAUAACAAUCUCAGGCACAGAGGAGCCAUUUGACCCCAUAGUCAUCUCUGGGCUCACCAAACGGGGCCUCGCUGAGAGGACAGGGGCAAUCCACGUGGGGGACCGCAUCCUGGCUAUUAACAGCGUGAGCCUGAAAGGGAAGCCCCUCAGCGAAGCCAUCCAUCUGCUGCAGAUGGCUGGAGAGACAGUCACGCUCAAGAUCAAGAAACAGGUCGAUGCCCCAAGCGAUAAGAAGUCGGGUCUCAAGAACGACCUGAGCGACAACGAGGACGAGACGACUGACUCUCAGAAGACCAACAAGUUCUCUGAGAUCUUCUCUACCACCAUUCCCAGUGUGGACUCGGCGACGGAGUCGUGGGACAGCUCUGGUGUCGACACCGGCUACGGGAGCCAAGGAACGUAUAUCCACCAGGCUGCCGGCAUUUCCCUGCACCCCCAUGAGUGGCGGAAUGCCAAGCACAGGAGCGCAACUCCCCCUGCAGGCCGCCGCAAGAACUAUCCAUUCAGCGAUGGGGGCUUCAGCGAGGAUGACUGGGACAAGCCCACGGGAUACGUGAGCCAUGCGCACAGCGACGGCCUCGUUUUGGAUCACGGCGACACCUUCUGGUGCCAGGCUCUGGAGGAUCUGGAGACCUGCGGCCAGUCGGAGCUCCUCAGGGAGAUCGAGGCGUCGAUCAUGACAGGCAGCGCACUCAGCCUGGGCGUGGGCGGCGGGAAGGUGCACGCGGAGGCGGCCGGCCAACCGGGGACGAGUCCUCUGAAGAAGGGCCCCCAGCUCCACGGCGAGUCCAAGGCAAAGACCAGCCUGCGUGUGUCCGAGAAGACCUGGGAGUCGCGGAGGAUCAAGGAGGAGAUGCAGGAGAUCCUGUCCCCGACACCCCUGGAGCUGCACAAGGUGACGGUGAUGAAGGACCCUGAGAGCGACGACUUUGGUUUUAGCGUAUCGGAUGGCUUCCUGGAAAAAGGUGUCUACGUCAACAUGAUUCGUCCUGAGGGUCCGGCUGAGCGUGCGGGUCUCAGGCCUUACGACAGGAUCCUGCAGGUGAACCAUGUCCGCACUAGGGACUUCGACUGCUGUCUGGCUGUGCCCCUGAUCACUGAGGCUGGGGACAAGCUGGAGCUGGUCAUCAGCAGGAACCCCCUUGCGCAGGGAACAAGCGGGCAGCUGCCAGACUUCAAGGAAGCAUCUGCUACACUGCCCAUCUUCAGGGAGCACAAGACCAGCUGCAUGGACUUAUGAGCCGCAUCAGGAGGGGACCUGGUCAAAAGCUAGACCUGUUCUAUCUGGAUACUUUACUGAACACAACUCAACGGGGAGUCGUUUUCAGUUUUAUUCGUUUUUUUACAUGUCGUCAGUGUUUUCGUUUGUUUUUUAUCCUUCUCAAAAGCCCCGAGGAGAAAAACAAUAAACUGACGAAACACAAACUCCGAGAGAGCGAACAAUCGCUGAAGUCCUUUUAUUUUCGGGUGUGACCGGGAGCUGACGGCGCUCUGGCUAGCAAGACAGAGGUCAGGCGCUGGGACAUGGCGACGGAGGGAGGAAGGAAGGCUUUCAAGGCACAGGGAAGCGCACUUCUGGUCUGAAGAUGCAGGAGCCAAUGCAACAAAGGCACUAAACAAAGACUGCGGAAGAAAGAAGGCUUUCUUUGUUUGUUUUUUUAGGAAGAAGGCAUUGUGAUAUUGUGACAGGCUUUUAUGCGUUUUAAGCUGCAACCUUUUCUGUUUUUUAUUUUAAGAUAAUUCUCAAAAAAAAAUGAAGGAACUAUUUUUUACUCCACUUAAUAGCAAAAUCUAGCCCUUGUAUUUAAUUUUUUAAAAAUGUGAGGAUUUGGAAGAAUAUUGCCGUGACAUUAUGUCUUUAAACCCGCCCGUUCUUGUCACCCUCAUCUCUCCGUGAUUUUGUCACCGCCCCCAUGCUCGCUUAAGCCCCCAGAGUCACGCUGUCCCUCCCCAGCGAAGCUCCCCGUGCUCCCCUGCCAGGCAUCGCCGUCGUUCCCCAGCACUAUUUUAAACUCACCUUCGUGGAGAGCACGCUUAAACCAUGUACUUCACCAGCUGUUCUCAUUCUUCUCCCAUUUCUAGCCUCGCCGUGUGAAAGGUCGCUGCUCGGAGUGGACAGGUUGUCUUUGAAACACAAAAAGCUGCAUUUCACAGGGAUAAAUGAAAAAUGCUAACUACAGCAUAACUUCAAUAAGUUGCAUGCCCAGGUGUGCCACUAGAGAUUUUGCCCCCCAUGAAAGCAUAUCAUAUUGGGCCCCCAGCCCAGAUCAGUUAUGUUGAAAAUUUGUUAGGGCCCCAUUCAUUCAGGGGCCCUUGUGAUCGUCCGAACUUUACCCCACUUUAUGGUGUCCUCGUGCAUGCUUUCACUACAUAACCCUGUACACAGUAAAACAAAGUACAAGGCACUGAUCUUUGUGUAAAAAAAUGCUUAGCUACCGACUUGCUGGCCCUGGUAACUACUCUGGUUUCGAAUGACCUUUUUUAAAGUGUGCUUUUUAUAUAUUUAUACUGACUAAACUGAGUAGAGCUUGUCUGCCAGAACUGAGCGGAUCAGCGUUACGUUUGCAUUUCCUUUGUGAGGGUCUGUUGCGAGAUGCCAGUUUACCCACACAGAAGCACAUGCUAACUCCACUGAGCUAGCAGUGAGCCAACAUACUACAGAAAUAAAAAUAAAUAUAUCGGCAGAUAGUGUCAUCUUUCCAGACUUAGAAAGGAAUUAAUUUAUUCCAGAGUGCAUUUAGCCAAAGACAGAUCUUUUUAUUUGAUAAGAAGAUAUUAGCUUUAUCUAAAAAAAAAGGAACAGGAAACAUUUUACCUUAGCUUCUGCUAAGGAUGUGUGGAUUGUUUCGAUCCCAAUAAUUCUGAUUAUUCUAAUGUCAAAUUAUCAUUUAACUUUUCAUAUUAUCAUUGGGAGGAGGACAUGAACUACUACUAAGCAGUAAAGGGAGGGAAGGGGGACUUUCAGGGGCCUAGUGGUGCCCCCCCCGACACUAGGCAGAUUUGAUUUACAGCAGAACCCCCCCCAGCCAAAUUUUAUUGUCAGCUACCCCAAAUGUCUUUAUCAAUAUUGCUAUUACUAGUAAAUCAGUGGCACUGCAGUCCCCCUCAUCUUCUGCAUAACCCUGUCAGUAUUGCCAUCCCAUCAAGUCCAUUUCACAUGAAGUGGUGGCUCAGGCGGAAUGUGAAACUGCAGUUCAGAGGAGGUCCUGCUGUGGUAAAUCAUCUCCGGGACCUUUGGGAAACAUCCAGAUUAGUCAUUGGGCUAUCAGACUUCAGGGGAGGAAGGUUUCCAUGACAAAGGCCUCUAACUUUGACUUUAUUGUUUAUUUUCUCUCGUUAAAGAUGGGAAUCAACGUCCGAACAAAAUGUGACGUAACCACAGAGCAUCAGUUCCCAAGUACAGGCAUGUCAGUCAAGGGUGCUUUAAUCUCCUCCAGUACCUUGUAGCCAAGCUGCUUCCAGUCCUAUGACACAAACGAAAAUCAAGUCAUACCUUAGCAUGCUAAGUCAUUUAGCAUAUGAAAAAGCUACUCUUAAAGUUACCAAAUAGUUAUAAACUCUGACUCUUUUGGAGUCAUGGGGGAGUUACCACAGCCUGAAAUAAAAUGCAGGGGGGCUGCUUUUUGCAAGUAAUGGUACAGCAUAAUCACAAUCUCAAACUAGCAGUACCCCCUGCUAAACUAUCUUUUAGCGCUGCAAAAUUUACAAAUUGUUGUCGACCUGAGUACCACAACACUGCUGUCUUUUCCUGCCUCAAAACUUCACUCUGAUUCUGAUAAAGUUAAUUCACACACAAUGCUACUAUGAUAAUUUUGUCUGUUUCAUAUCUGCCUACAAGUUGCCUCAAGGAACUGCACACUGUACCAUCUGCUGUUGCUCUAAAUCUAAAAUCUAAAUCUUGAACUAUUUGGCUCAGUAUCGAUGCCCGUGACCUUUUAAUAGCAGUGAUCCUUCAGUAAAGAGACAAUGGAACUUUAGCGUCAGCAGCUAUGAAAUCACUGAAAUUGUGUGAACAUACCUGCACUGUGAGCACGAGUUUAUUAAUGAACAUUUGACUUACCAAGUUUCCUCUUUUUUGAAAAUGGAGAGUACGUGUACAGUGAUCCCUGCCUAUCGUGGAAGUUACGUUCCAGACCCAUCAGCGAUAGGUGAAAAUCCGUGAUAUAAAAAGACCAUAUAAUUAAAAAAAAUAUAUAGUUUAAGCCUUAAAAUACCCCUCUCACACGCUUUAAACACA
This is a messenger RNA of Paramormyrops kingsleyae, 4860 nucleotides long. The record is from RefSeq and is a predicted model, not a curated record. Lineage: Eukaryota; Metazoa; Chordata; Actinopteri; Osteoglossiformes; Mormyridae.